Messenger RNA from Parnassius apollo (apollo), 306 nucleotides. The record is from the annotation of a GenBank genome assembly. NCBI's taxonomy places the organism in Eukaryota, Metazoa, Arthropoda, Insecta, Lepidoptera, Papilionidae.
AUGUGGUCACCGCACGUAAAUGUGUCAUCGCCGAGCUCACCAACGGGUGAAUCGGCGAGGGACAGUGGCGCAUCGCCAUCUCCACCCGCCGACGACGGACCCGGAGCAGUGGGUGAAGGCGUUCCUCACUCACACCACGAGAGCAGCGUGUUCCUACCAGACCGUAGUAUCACCAACUUGUCCGCACUCGAAGCAGCCGAGCGCGAGAUUGAAUCUUUCAAACGCUUCGACUUCUACUUCGAACCGCCGAGGCACAAGCCUCGCGUGCAACUCGACGUUAACGCGUUACGGCCAGCGAACAAGUAG